Molecule: messenger RNA, 3744 nt
Organism: Toxotes jaculatrix (banded archerfish)
Lineage: Eukaryota; Metazoa; Chordata; Actinopteri; Toxotidae
Product: zinc finger and BTB domain-containing protein 7C
Exons: 5
Coding region: 367-2382 (671 amino acids)
Biological process (GO): regulation of transcription by RNA polymerase II
Molecular function (GO): RNA polymerase II cis-regulatory region sequence-specific DNA binding; DNA-binding transcription factor activity, RNA polymerase II-specific; protein binding
Source: RefSeq, a predicted model, not a curated record
ACACACCUUCAGAGCAAAUUUCAGUCUCUAUCUCGGCUGCUCUCACUUUCACACGUUUGCCUGUGCUGAGACAGUGUUGACUUUCCUGACAGGGACUGAGUGCCUGAGAGUGGAACUGAACUCAAAACUUCUAUUCUUAAAAGCCGGUGUGAGGAGCUUGUGAAUGGACUGACUGCCUGGCUGACUGAUUGACAGACUGGCAAAGAGGAGAGGCAGCUGUGUUUCAAUUAAAGAGGGCAAUGCUGAGAGGUCAAGCGAGGAGCCACAGAGCCUCUUAGUAGUCUGGAAAUACAAAGACACGUGAAGGGAAUCGAGGGACCGAAGGCACGAUAACCAACAGAGAGAGAGAGAGAGAGAGAGAGGACAAUGGUCCAUCACAGAGAAGAGGACCUGAUUGGGAUCCCCUUCCCAAAUCACAGCAGCGAUGUCCUCUGCAGCCUCAAUGAGCAGCGUCGUGACGGGCUGCUCUGCGAUGUCAUCCUCAUCGUCCGCGACCAGGAGUAUCGCACCCACCGCUCUGUUCUGGCCGCCUGCAGCCAGUACUUCAAGAAGCUCUUCACAGUGGCCACCACUGACGGGGGAGAUCACCAUCACACAGCGGCUGUGUACGAAAUCGACUUUGUGGCUCCAGAGUCUCUCACAGCCAUCCUAGAGUUUGCCUACACUUCUACUCUGACCGUGACGGCAUCCAACGUUAAAGAGAUCCUGAACGCAGCUCAGAUGCUGGAGAUCCCCUGCAUCAUCAACGUUUGCCUGGAGAUCAUGGACAGCGGGGGUGGAGGCGGAGGAAGGAGAGAGGAGGAGGGAGAGGAGGAUGAAGAGGAGGAGGAGGAUGCGGAGGAAGAUGAGGAGGAGGAAGAAGAGGAAGAGGAUGAGGAGGAGGACGUGGGGUCGAGGAAGGAUGAGCAGGAAGAAGAGGAGGACAAUGUCAGCGAGAGGUCACUGCAGUCGUCGGAGAGCAGAGGGGAGCAGACGCCUCCGGGGACGGAGGAUUUGCCACCUCCGAGCACAUCAGCAUACCACCAGCAGUUUGACGUGCACAGAGAGUCGUCCCAGUCACAGUCUCCGGACAACAUGAGAGGAAAACAGGAAAGUAUGGAGAGUCGAGCUCUGAAGGAUUUCUCCAUCGAGUCUCUCCUCCAGGAAGGGCUGUAUCCACGCAUGUCAACACUAGACCGGAGGGCCAACUUCUCUCCUCUCCUCCCAGGCUUCUACCCCUCCAUGUGGGCUGCUGAGUUCCCGGCCUUCCCUCAGCAGCUGCUUGACCCCAGCCACCAUCCGCAUCCCCACGCAGGAGCUUCACCCCAAACAAGGCUCCCCCAUGCCUUCCCCUCUGCCCCACUUGAGGCCUCCAGGCCCCUCGAUCUAGCUGUGAAAAGAGAGAUCAUAAAGGAGGAGAUGAAGGAGGAAGUCCCACCCAGUCUGCUUCACGGCGACUUCCUGAAGGAGUUUGUCAGCUCGGGCCUAGGCAGCACCCUGAACCCUGGGUCAGUGCCAUCAGAAGGUCACGCUCUGGGUCAGAUUAAAGACGAAGCCGACUUCCGGUCGUAUCUGAGCUUCCUGAGCUCUGCAUCCCACCUGGGGGCGCUGUUCCCUCCCUGGCAGCUGGAGGAGGAGAGGAAGAUGAAGCCCAAAGCCUCACAGCAGUGUCCCAUCUGCAACAAGGUCAUCCAAGGAGCUGGGAAACUGCCACGACACAUGAGGACGCAUACAGGAGAGAAACCGUAUAUGUGCACUAUCUGUGAAGUACGAUUCACCAGACAAGACAAACUUAAGAUCCACAUGAGGAAGCACACAGGUGAGCGCCCCUACAUCUGCCUCCACUGCAACUCUAAGUUUGUCCACAACUACGACCUGAAGAACCAUCUGCGAAUCCACACGGGCGUCCGUCCAUACCAGUGUGAGCACUGCUACAAGAGUUUCACACGGUCUGACCACCUACAUCGACACAUCAAGAGGCAGAGCUGCCGAAUCUCCCGCCCUCGGCGAGGACGAAAGCCAGCCGCCUGGCGGUCCACACCCACCAGCAACUUCCUGUGCCCCCCCAGUGCUGCCACUAACCGGUUUGAGGAGAACAGGUUAAGCCCUGCAUACCAGGGAGUCAAGAGUCACGGACUCGGGGAGAUGCUCGGCCUCGGCAGCAGGGGUCUGAGUUUUAAGAGUGUGGAUGGUGCGGGAAGGGAGAGCAGGGAGGAACGGCGAGCAGAGGGGAAGCACGUCGCAGAGGAGGAGAAGGCAGGAGCAGGGAGGCAGAGGGGAGUGUUUGCCUUCGCUCUGGCUGGAGAAGAAAUGCUUACCCACUCUCCAUUUUAUGCUGCGACCUCUGACCCCUGGACCAUGAGACUGGAGCGUGCUCCACCCAUCUCUGAGCCGGCCAAAUGAACUCUGGUCUGUAGAAGAAGACAAAAUAAAGAAUGAAAAUCUCUUUAAUCUCUGUGUCUGUUCUGUUCCAGGAAGCUAAAGCACCUUUUUAAAAAGUGAAAGAGUGAGAUCAGUGAACCUUUUGAAGCCUGCUGAUGUGGCAGUGGUAAAAUAGACUUUUUUUUUUUUUUUUGGAAAACAGUCUAAUUAAAUAAUUUCACAGAUGUCAUGCUAAAUAAUUGUUUCAGCCCUGUGAAUGUUUACAGAUACUUUGAUAGCAUUUAAAAAUAAGCAAAAAGUUUGACACUGCUAAUGAGGAAAACAUAUCAGGAUACCUGUUAUAUGUGUUAUUUGCAUUAUUUAUCUACAAGGUUGUCUAAAAUGGUAUUCAUUUAAUAACCACCAUAUUUCUACCAUGUUCUCUGAAGCAAGACUAGAUGAGGUUCUUAUGUUGAAAAGUAUUUAUAUGCAAGAAAAUGUCAUUCUACACCCACAGCAGGACCUAUGUAAUUUGAAUUAGUGACUGAGAUGAAUGCCAAACAAAAGAUUACAUGUUUAAACAUAAUCAAAAAUGCAUUGUAGAAAAAAGGUGAUUAUGACUGAAACAUUUCCCUCCCGUGGUGAAGUAAGAACGUGAAGAAGACAUAAAUCAAUAAAAUAAAAAUUUAGUAGGUAAAUAAGCCUUCGUCCAAACAAUUCACAGUGAGUUUUACUUUGGGUAGCUGUGUUUAGGCAUAAAAAAGGGAUCAGUGUUUUCAAAAAAAGCAUAAAUGCUUUGAUUACAGUAGGGUGUAGUCUGGCACAUGCCCUGCAAGUACAUUUGAUUACAACAUGGUUAUUUAAUAAUAUUCCAAAACACUCAAGGUCUAAUAAAUCAGGAUGUUUGAAAACAUGUUAUUAUCCUUCCACUGCCUUGUUCUCAUGUAAGCUCCUCGUCUGCACUAUUGUACAUAGACACAAACUUUUGGCCAUGGUGGUGUUAAUUACGGUUGCGUUGCUGAUGAUGUAAAAAGAAAAAAAUAUAUAUAUUGUUCUUAAAAUACUUUGAGGCAUCCAUCCAAAGACGUGUACUUUGAUAUUUCACAGACUUGAAUAAGACUUUGUUUUAAUGUUUAUGAAUAUGUGUCUUCAGAGGAUGUAUAUUUCUGACAAAUCAAACUGCCGCUUUAGCUAUACAGUAUGCUUGUGUUUUUUUUCCUGCUGCAACAAAUCAAGAGGGUUUCAGGCCCAUUUUUCAUAUAAUGUUCAUCUCUGAUUUGUGUAUAAAUAAGUUCAAAAAUUAUUUGAAUUGAAAUGGGAAAGUAUUUUCUUGCUAUUUAUGCGUAUUUAAAUGAAUGAGCCUUGGCUAUAUUUUGCAAAUCUGUUUUAUAAAGACACUAAAUG